Linum trigynum is the source of this 3136-nucleotide messenger RNA. NCBI's taxonomy places the organism in Eukaryota, Viridiplantae, Streptophyta, Magnoliopsida, Malpighiales, Linaceae. The record is from the annotation of a GenBank genome assembly.
CUAUGAAAUGGUGUCUCACCCACAAAUUCUUGACUGUUGCUUUUUGUGGGGACUCUCAAUUGGUCAUCAAGGAUGUGACUUCAAAGAAGGUUUCGCAUUCAAGAGCGGGAGCUAUUCUAGAGGAAGUGCACUCUCUCUUUCCCUCCUUCCUUUCAGUCUCGUGUCUUUUUGCUCCUCGGAGCUUCAACAGAGCUGCCCACCUCGUGGCAAAACAGGCUCUUUUAUCGGGAGUCCGGUUGCAUACGGACUACCGUUCUUUUUUGGUGUCUUUCUUGUAAUUGUGUUAACCGACCAUGCCCUGGGGGCUUAUCUUGGAUAAAAAUAAAAAUAAAAAUUCCAACCAUAUAAAAGAUAUGAAACGAACCGGUGGUGAUAACUGAUAAGGAGUAAGGACGGCAUCCCUAGAUCCUUCGAGCAAAAUAUCCAAAGGCCAGGCCCUAAAAUAUCUUAUCGCAUUUAGCUCCACGUUGGCCCAGAUAAUAUCUUCUUUCUUGGAAGUGAAAACCGGCUCCCGAACUUUCCCGACGCUAUAUCUUUCCCCCUUUCCCCUUAUCACUCGAGAUAUUUUGUUGCUUCCCCAUUAGAAAAUUGUCGCAAACCGCCAUUGCCAACCUUUAAAUACCGCCCCCGCCUCUUCCCGCGCCUCCCAGUUCCAUGUUUCCCAUCUUCCGGAACCUACUGGUAGAUCACCGUUGCAGUUCCAAUUAGGGCUGAACGAGAACCAGAAAUGGAAACCCAAUUCGAAGACGCGGCCUCGCCGUCGCCGUCCUAUUACAGCAUUCUGGGUUUGAGACCAGAGUCGUCGCUGGAAGAAAUCAAGCGCGCUUAUCGCAAGCUUGCUAUGAGAUGGCAUCCGGAUAAGUGGGCUGCGACGUCGUCUGCUCUCUUGGGAGAAUCAAAGCGGAGGUUUCAGCAGAUUCAAGAAGCUUAUUCAGUGUUGUCAGACCGAAGAAAAAGAACUCUAUACGAUGCCGGAUUGUAUGACAAAGAAGACGAUGAACCAGACGAGGGGCUCUGUGAUUUUGUCGAGGAAAUGUUGGAUCUUAUGGCACAGCACAAAGAAGAGGACAAGAACUACACGAUGGAGGAGUUGCAGAAGAUGUUAGCAGACAUGGCGCAGGAAUUCGAAACCACUUGCGGGUGGGCACUUGGCGACGAUGGUAGAAAUCGUUACCGAGAUGGGAAUCAGUCUAAGAGAGCUAGAAGAGAUGGCGUGAUGAUGGUUGUUGGAUCAGCCGGAGGUUUGGGCUCACAUGGAUCAACUGCUGCUACUUUCUGCAACUGAUGAGGCAGCCAUUACUGACCCAAUUGACCACUUGCAUUCCGAUGUCCCCCUGAAGAACAGAGCAGGGCACCACCAGGUGCACAAUGGACUUUGGCGUACUGGAUUUUUUUUUGCUGUACUGCCAGUGAGUGUGGGCUUCCCAAAACGAACGAGAUUUUGUUUUGGAGAGUGGAUGUAGUCGAGCUUCCUGUCAAUUAGAAAAGAUGUAUAAUAAGCGUCCAUGGAAUGUAACUGAAGGCAUGGUCAGAUUGUUUGUACGUUUUGGUUUUACAUCCGUGUUUGUAAAAUCGUACCAGUGAACGGAUUGGGAAAAGACUCUACUGGAGUCUAGUUAAAUUGACUUGAAACAGCAGCAACGUUGUUAAUCCCACUAAUGAGAUGUUUAAUGCAAAAACCUUAAAUAGAAAUUAAAAUGAAUAGAGGAUAUGAUGGCUAUGAAAUGGAUGUAUAAUACACUAGAAAUGUUAAUCUUAAUUUGGCCAUGUUCUUGAUUCUAACGAGUUUAAUUGUGAUUGUUUUCCAUCCCAAAAAAAAUAGCAAGCGUACCAUAUGCAUCCAAUCAAAUUAGUAAGCACCCAAAGAGAUGCAACAAAUAAUCAAUAUCAUCACCCCUCAUGGGUUGUUACACGUGGCCCGGACCUGAUCGAAUCAUAUGAACGAAAUACGAUCCAAAUCGAAAGGACAGAACAUAGGUCAUAGAUCAUAUCGAUCAUAUACUAUAUGGCACAUAUCAGAGUACGAGUAUGCAGUGCGGCAUGGUUCGGUCUAGAGUCUAGACUAGGCAGGCUAUAUUCAACAAUACCUAACUCUUCUCCCUACCUUCGAUGCUCUCCAGUAUUCAAAAAAUAAAAAUUUCAUUGACUAAUAUGCUAGUGAAACAAUAUUACAAUAAAUGAGUGAUCUAACUAACCCGCCAAGAAAUGUGAAUGUAGAAGUGAACUUUUCAAUUUUCCGACUCCCUCCCCAUUCUUCAAUGCUCUAUCCGUCGUCACUCAAUAAAAAUACACAACAAUAGUUUCAUCUCCCUCUUUCUCUUUGUGCUGCCGCUUAUUUUCCUCUCUCAGAUAGUCCGAAAGUUUCUCGCGCGAUCUCUACCACGAAGAGGUCGAGGGCUUUUUGAGGUUGGGGUUGUCGCUUUGCUCGCUAACAUUUCUCUCUUAUCUCAUCAAGGCAAAUCAAUUUUGUCUAUUAUCAACUACAAAGUCCAUACAUCGUCAAUGGAUAUGAUUUUCCAUCUUUUUCCUGUCCUUUUGGUGGUUAUUUCAUGAAAGGGAUAACACAGAAGUGAACGCUUGAUCGGACUUGUCGUUUGUUCUUCGAAAUACAUAAAUGGAGAUUUUGUGUAAAAAAAUAUUCCGACUUAGGUGGUAGUAGUUCACGGUUUGCCAUGAGUUAUGUCGACAUUAUAUUAAUUAUCUAGCUAAUCAUUAUCAAUGAUUCAAUUCCUUUUAAGAGAAAUAUGGAUGAUUUAAUCUCUAAACCAUUAAAUUAUUUUCAAGAGUUAGGAGAUAUACAUAGAUACACCAGCAAGCCAUGUGAACAGCUCAUAAAAAAUCUCUAGUACUUUGCGUCGAAGUUCAUGCACAUGGCAUGCAUGAGCCGAAAAACGAAUGGCAAAAAAUUAUUGAUGACAUAUAUAUAUAUAUAUAUAUAUAUCAACAUGGUUGAACCCUUUAUUCUGUGCUAGCUGCUCAAAGUUCCAGGUUCCUUCUAAUAUGCAAUUAUGCAGCAUAUGGUGGCCGGCUAGUUGGGUUUAUGUAGGCAAAUGUUUUGAAAAUGUUGCAUCGGGAAAGUUGUCAAGUUGGGUGUUAGAAAGAAAAAUUUAAGCUCUAAUAAUUGAUUGUAUAUAGG